Lathyrus sativus (Indian pea) is the source of this 996-nucleotide messenger RNA. The record is from the annotation of a GenBank genome assembly. NCBI's taxonomy places the organism in Eukaryota, Viridiplantae, Streptophyta, Magnoliopsida, Fabales, Fabaceae.
AUGGAUACUAAUACAGAAGCAUUUCGAAGUUUUCUUCAGGUUCUCCCCCCUGUUGAUUUUGCAUGCGUUUACGGAUCAUCUCUUCAUCCAACCAACCAUGACAAGACAACCAUGAUUGAUUUUAUUCUUGGUGUGUCUGACCCCAAACAAUGGCAUUCCGAGAAUCUAAAAUUGAACAAGCAUCACUAUGCAUCGUGGAUGGUGCACCUUGGUGGAGAGAGGCUGAUUACCGGGGUUGCAGAUAAAAUUGGCGUGGGGGUACAUUUCAACCCUUUUGUUACUUGGAAUGGAAAGAUGUUCAAGUAUGGGGUUGCUCGAACGCAUGACUUACUUCAAGAUGUGCAGUACUGGGAGAAAUUCUACUUGUGUGGUCGAUUACAGAAACCAGUUCAAAUUGUUGUCGAUAAGUUGGACAUAAGCAACAUCAAUUCCAUUAACUUGCGAGCUGCGCUGUCAGCUUCUCUUCUCUUGCUUCCAUCAGAAUUCACAGAGGUAGAUCUGUAUGCUAAAGUUUGUAGUCUUUCAUAUAUGGGUGAUGUGCGCAUGUUAUUUGCCGAGGAUAAAAAUAAGGUGAAGAAAAUCGUAGCUGGGCAGUUUGAUCUAUUCCAUUCGAUGUAUAAGCCAUUUCUUGAAGAAUAUGAAGCUAAGAAGUUAUUGAAACUUUCAUCAACUGUCAAUCACAAAAUACACGUCUCUCAGGAUUGUGACUUAUCAGUUGCCUGCUCUCUAGUUUCUGCUCUUCCUCCAUCAAUCAGAAGCCAGAUGGGCGUGCAGCAAAGAGAGGGAAUGAAAUUGAGUCAAACUGGUAGAGUCAUACAUGAUACUAAUAUCAGCUCAAGAGAAGGGGCUGCAAAUUGCUUGCAGAGAAUUCUGAGGAGAAAGGUUAAGGUUUCAAGUGCAAGGCAGGCCAUAUCUGGCCUACUGACUGUUGGUGGGGUAAAAGCUACCAAGUAUGUUGCUAACAAAAUUAAUAAAGCUUGGAAGUCAUGGAAAUGA